Molecule: messenger RNA, 956 nt
Organism: Sabethes cyaneus
Lineage: Eukaryota; Metazoa; Arthropoda; Insecta; Diptera; Culicidae
Gene: Fer1HCH
Product: ferritin subunit
Exons: 5
Coding region: 182-817 (211 amino acids)
Biological process (GO): iron ion transport; intracellular iron ion homeostasis
Cellular component (GO): cytoplasm
Molecular function (GO): ferrous iron binding; ferric iron binding
Source: RefSeq, a predicted model, not a curated record
CUCUGUAAAAACCAUUUAAUCUGGUGCAAUGAGUCGUCGUUUCACGCACCAACACAACGCUACACCCUUGUGAGUUCUUUUUAUGCGAUAAAUGACCAGCCUAGUGUCGAAUUGAAUCAUAAAAGUAUCGGACACCGUGAGCAGUGGAAGCUAAGCUAUUCAUUAUCGAAGAAAAGUGGAAAUGAUGAAGUCGAUCUUUUUCGGUGUUGUUGCCGUUGUCAUCACCAUAGUGUCGUUUUACCAGGAAACGGCCCAAGCUCAGGAACAAAAGGGAACAUCGGAUCAAGGCACGUACAAAUGGAAUGCCAUGGAUGACCAGUGUCUCCGAGCUUUGCAUGGCCAGAUCAACAAAGAAUUCGAUGCCUCUAUUGUAUACCUGAAGUUUGCUGCCCAUUUUGCCCAGGAAAAAAUUAAUCUUCCAGGAUUCGAGAAAUUCUUCUUCAAUGCCGCUGGCGAAGAACGCGAGCAUGGUAUCAAACUGAUCGAAUAUGCACUGAUGCGAGGCCACGGCCCAGUCAACAAGACUACUUUCAAUCUUGAUUAUAGCUUCCAAAUUCCGAGCGGAACAGAUGGUGAAACCGCGUUGAAAUAUGCACUGAAAAAAGAGGAAGAAGUAACCCACAGUAUUCGCCAAGUGAUCAAGGCUUGUGAGGAAGGUUCAAACGAUUUCCACCUUGCCGAUUAUCUUACCGGCGAGUAUCUUGAUGAGCAACAUAAAGGACAGCGGGAAUUGGCCGAAAAAAUUGCUACUCUAAACAAGAUGAAGAAGAGUGCGCCCAAACUAGGCGAAUUUCUGUUUGAUAAGAACCACAUGUAAAAAUAAGACUUAUAAAUCUAUGUGUUAAGGAACUUAGAGAAGAUUGCUAUCAGAUUACAUUUCAAAUUCCAACUCUUUUUCUGUUACAGUUUUGAAACUAGAUCGCAGAAUGUUGAACAAAUAAACUUAUGAACAAUAC